AUGCCACUAUUGCCAAACUCACGGCGUGGCCUGCAUCUACCAAGAGCCGCCAGUGGAGCGUCCCAGUCGUCGGACAGGGUCGAAGAAGAAUUGAAUGCCGUGAACAAACGCCUUGAUCAACUGAUCAGCUUGAUGCUUCCAGCACAGCCCGUUUCCCCGGAUGUUCGCACUGCAGAUCUGCGAAAUGAAUAUGAUGAUCUGGCAAAUCAAGCUAACUCGCCUUUUGAUUUGCCUUCCAAGCUGCUUGGUAAUUCGUCCGUUAUGCAUGUGCUGGGGCUAGAUGCAGGUUUCGCGCAGACCUUAAUCCGAGGGGAACGAGCUGCCGGGUCCAAGUGCCAUGAGGCCGGAGGUGCACGGAUGCUUAUUGUCCAUCAUCGGCAUGCAGUGAGCGCUUUGGCUGCAUUCUCCGCGCGGGUUCACAUCUGGUAUCCUAUUCUUCCAUCGGACUUUUCGCAAGAGUACUUCCGGGUACUCUCUGGUUCGUUACAUCCAUCUUCGGAAUCUUGCCUUUCCCUUCUUGUGGCUGCAGUCGGCCAUAUAGUAGGGGAAUAUGAGGCAGUCUCAGAUACCCCGUAUUUCGAAACAGCACUAGCCUCGCUGCCAAUCAUCAUCUCCGAGUGCAGUAUCCAGAGUGUCCAAUGCUUGGUGUUGAUCGCUUUGUAUUAUUGUUGUCUAUUGAAGCCUUGUCUGGCACAUGACUAUUGUUUAAUUGCGUCGUCCAAGAUCCAAAACAUUAUCAAAAGUGGAUUAGAAAGUGAUGAUCCAAACACCGUUGAACUAACUCGGCAAGCGUACUGGGGUGUACUAUUACUCGAGAAUGAGAUUUCCGGCCAAUUGGAUGUUGCCAAGAGCGAUAUCUGGUGUCUGGAUGAACAUGUCCCACUCCCACUAUGCCAGCAUACAUGGCAAUUUAAACCCGAGAGCACAUCACCAGGAGUUGCCACCCCGGAACUUGCGCUACCCGUCGACACAAGCGUGGAAAAUACGCGAUGCUAUUUCCUGGCUGAGAUUGCCAUGAGACGUAUGCUACAUCGAUGCAACACAGCGGUCCAGGCGACGUCUACCGGAAAGUACGUGUAUGCCUCAGGUAUUGCACUGGAGCUGGAACACCAGCUCGAAGAAUGGUAUAGUUACUUACCGGAUAUAAACCGUUUUGAUAAGGGCGAUGUGUUACAACCAUUGGAACUUGUCGAAAUCCCGUCCUGUCCUUUGUCAAACUUUCUUCGGGUCCAGUACUACUGCUGCAAGCUUUCAAUAUAUUGGCCGGCCGUUUAUCAGGUGAUGCAGGAUGGAGCCAUUACAGACCUCCUUCUGGAUCAUUGCCAGAUAUUCUUUGAUUCUAUCGUUGCGGCAUUCCAUAACUGCCAGGUGAACAGAUGGACAUUGUUCGUUAGGUAG
Penicillium arizonense is the source of this 1398-nucleotide messenger RNA. RefSeq lists its product as uncharacterized. The transcript is spliced from 7 exons. Lineage: Eukaryota; Fungi; Ascomycota; Eurotiomycetes; Eurotiales; Aspergillaceae. Bases 1 to 1398 code for a protein of 465 amino acids. The record is from RefSeq and is a predicted model, not a curated record.